This is a messenger RNA of Daphnia pulex (common water flea), 593 nucleotides long. RefSeq names its product CDGSH iron-sulfur domain-containing protein 1-like (gene Cisd2). The coding region runs from base 122 to 478 and encodes 118 amino acids. The record is from RefSeq and is a predicted model, not a curated record. NCBI's taxonomy places the organism in Eukaryota, Metazoa, Arthropoda, Branchiopoda, Diplostraca, Daphniidae. The transcript has 4 exons. Gene Ontology annotation, biological process: regulation of autophagy. Gene Ontology annotation, cellular component: intracellular membrane-bounded organelle; mitochondrial outer membrane. Gene Ontology annotation, molecular function: 2 iron, 2 sulfur cluster binding.
UUCUUUCCUUAGAUUUUUGACGUUUGACUGCUUUGAAACGACUUGAUAGCUGUCUAUGCCAUAGUCUGUGUCUCUGUGUCUGAUACUCUGAUUGUCGCUCAGUCUAUCUUUUAUUUAUAUAAUGGAUUACAUCUCAAAUAUCUUUAGUAGUCCUUUAGGAAUUCGAGAUUUGGUAUGCUCAGCAUCUCUUGGGGUUGCUGCUGUUGGUAUAUCACUUUUCAUCUAUGCCAAAGUAACAGGCACUGGAUUUUGUAAAAAGAAGUGUGAUAAAAAGGGCAGUGUGGUUAAUCAGAGUAUUAAAAAGGGUGAUUCAAAAGUAGUUGACACUUUUGACUUAGAAGACAUAGGGGACAAGAAAGUAUUCUGCCGAUGCUGGCGUAGUGCUUCGUUUCCCUACUGUGAUGGUUCACACAACAAGCAUAAUACAGAGACUGGUGAUAAUGUUGGCCCACUAAUUGUUGGAAAGAAAAGCAACUGAACAAGCAAUCUACCAUGUGGUAGUUACUGCCCAUCUCUUUAGUAGUUUUUCAUAUAUUUAGUUAUUAUUACUACUGGUUUUCAGCUUGUAAACACAUUACACAUGUAUUGAGGAA